AUCAGUCACCAUUAAUAAAUGUCCCCUUAGAACCAGACACAUGUGCCUCCCAUGUCUCCUAUUCACAUUUCUUGCAAGACAAUUUCCUCCCUUUCUGUCCCUUAUUCCCAAUGCCCCACACCCCUUUCUUCCAACUUUUGUACCCUUUUUCUAGUCUACCCGUGUGCCUCAAAAUUUUAUUCUCUUUUAGUUUCACACACAAAUAUACUUACACACACUUUCUCCCAAAAUUAAACUUAAUUUAUGGCUUCUGCAAAUGGUUAUAGCCCUAGAUCCUCAGGAUGUCCAUGUGGGGCAUGCAAAUUUCUCCGUAGAAAGUGUACUUCUGAGUGCAUAUUUGCACCUUAUUUUUGUUGUGAAGAAGGACCUGCAAGAUUUGCAGCUAUUCAUAAAGUGUUUGGUGCUGGCAAUGUUUCCAAGAUGCUACUGAAUUUACCUGUUCAUGAUCGUCAUGAUGCUGUUGUCGCAAUUGCUUAUGAAGCUCAAGCUCGUAUUAUAGAUCCUGUGUAUGGUUGUGUAUCGCAUAUUUUUGCUUUACAACAACAGGUAGCAAGCUUGCAAGCACAGCUGAUGCAAGUGAAAGCACAACAAAUAAUUAGUCAAAGCCUAGAGGAGGGGACAAAGAACUUGGAGAAUCAAUGGUCAGGGAAUGUUGUUAAACAGCAAUUAAUCAAUCCAUUUUGUCCCACAAAUUAUAUGAACCCUAUAUCUCCUAAGAGCUCCCUUGAUUCAAUUGAUUUUAGCAGCUGCAGCAUCAAUGAUGUAAUGACCAUACAAUGCCAAUCUUACUCUAAUAAAAGAAUGACGUCAUAUCAUUUGGGUGAGCGGCAAGAAACAUCUCUGGGAAUGACCGGAAACUAUCAUUAGGCGGAUUUGAAUCCUCUCUUGCCUUUUUCGUCCAACCUCUCAUUUUCUUAAUUCAACGGAUGAAUGGUUGAGACAACAUGAGAAAAUCAAUAUGAUAAGAUCCAUCGGUAGUCAACACUAAAAUAAAGUGAAGUUUAACCCCGGUUUAUUUCGUGGCUGAAUUACGGAAAAAGCAAUGUUUAACUACUAUUGUAAUAUAAUUAUUAUUAGGUUUUAUAUUUGUGGAUUUAAUCCAAAAGAAAUUACUAUAUUUUUGUAAACUACCAAGUCUUUCUCUCCUUUAGUCCUCUAUAUGCGUUGUACAAACAUGAAUCCCUUAUUUUGA
Messenger RNA from Medicago truncatula (barrel medic), 1192 nucleotides. Its product is annotated as LOB domain-containing protein 16. The record is from RefSeq and is a predicted model, not a curated record. Gene Ontology annotation, biological process: hormone-mediated signaling pathway; positive regulation of DNA-templated transcription. Lineage: Eukaryota; Viridiplantae; Streptophyta; Magnoliopsida; Fabales; Fabaceae. Gene Ontology annotation, cellular component: nucleus. The transcript has 2 exons. The coding region runs from base 244 to 867 and encodes 207 amino acids.